This is a messenger RNA of Erigeron canadensis, 1125 nucleotides long. Its product is annotated as chloroplastic import inner membrane translocase subunit HP30-2. Gene Ontology annotation, molecular function: protein binding; transmembrane protein transporter activity. Bases 161 to 952 code for a protein of 263 amino acids. Gene Ontology annotation, biological process: protein insertion into mitochondrial inner membrane; protein targeting to chloroplast. The record is from RefSeq and is a predicted model, not a curated record. Gene Ontology annotation, cellular component: TIM22 mitochondrial import inner membrane insertion complex; chloroplast inner membrane. Lineage: Eukaryota; Viridiplantae; Streptophyta; Magnoliopsida; Asterales; Asteraceae. The transcript has 6 exons.
AAUUAUGCAUUUCUAUCUCUAUCUCUUUGAUAUAGUACAAAACCCUUUAUCAUAUUACUAUUCCUCUAUUCUUUCAUAAACAAACCCAAUCCAAAACCCUCUUCCUUCUUCUUCUUUCUUUUGCCGGCUUCCCCUAUCACAAAAAAAACUAACAAAAAAAAUGGGGAAAUCAAAUCAACAAGAAAUAGUAAUCCAAACCCCAAUUCCAAACAACAGUAACCCAAUUGAACUCAUACAAAUCAAAUACAAAGAAUUAGAAUAUGGCUUCAAAGGUUGGCUUGCCAGACAAUCUUUACCUGUUGAAGCCGCCGUUGUUACUCUCACCAGCGCCGCCCAAGGCGCCGCCAUGGGUGGCUUUAUGGGUACUAUCACAAAUGACAUGUCUUCUUCUUUUCCAGCUGCUCCACCACCUGGCGCCGCCGCUAAUCCUUCUGCCAUGGCUUCUUUCCAACAAGCUCAGGCUCUUGCAGGUGGACCCUUAAUACAAGCUCGCAAUUUUGCUGUUAUGACUGGUGUUAAUGCGGGGAUAUCAACUGUCAUGAAAAGACUUAGAGGCAAGGAAGACGUCCAAACAAGUAUGGUAGCAGCUUUUGGUUCAGGAGUUAUGUUUUCCUUGGUUAGUGGCAUGGGGGGUCCUAAUCAGGCGGCCAAUGUACUCUCAUCUGGUGUUUUCUUUGCACUCGUUCAGGGUGGGCUCUUUAAGGUAGGGGAAAAAUUCUCAAAGCCACCAGUUGAAGAUGUGAUGUACAUUGAAACUAAAUCCAUGUUGUCUAGCCUUGGUCUCCAGAACUACGAGAAAAACUUCAAAAAAGGCUUGUUAAAUGACAGUACUAUACCGCUGCUUACUGACAGUGCAUUGAGAGACGUAAACAUCCCUCCAGGUCCACGACUUGUGAUUCUUGAUCAUGUUGAAAGGAGCAAAGAGGUGAAGAAAGGUGGCAGGAGGACAUAGGAGUGAUCUAAUCGUAGGAUGCUUAUGAACAACAAGAUGAGGAAAAAUACGACAAGAGACUUGUGGUUUGGUAGCGAAUUCAUUUUUAUGUAAUAAGAUAUUGUUGCAUCAAAAGAUAUACAUGAGAAUAUGCUGGUCUUUUAUAUUAUGCAAAAGUUAUAUUUGUGUGUUCA